UCUCCUGGCCGACGCUGGUCACGCAAAGACCACCUAAUCAUCCAACAGCAGAGCAGAGCAGAGGAGGCACAACCAGCAGCUAGCGACAUACAACAACCACAGCAGUCCCCUCAAAGAAGAAGAAGAAGCAGCUAGAGCCUAUACGCACGUACGUAUGGGGAACUGCGCCGUGACGCAGCAGGCCGUGUCGUGGGCCGACGACGGCGAGUGGGAGCCAUCGCCGUCGUCGUCGGCGGAGGACGAAGGGGUGCAUGAAGAUCGGCACAUGAACGAGGUGACCAUCAGGAUCAGCAAGAGGCAGCUGCAGGAGCUGAUAGACAAGAGGGGCGCCGACGACGGGCAUUUCAGCCACGUCUGGAAGAGCCGGCGGCCGGCGACGUCGGAGCUUCUGGCGGACAUCAUGAACGCCGGGGAGGUGCACCACCAGAUGCACUGCAGGGUGGCGCAUUGGAAGCCCGCGCUGCAGAGCAUCCCGGAGGCCGCGGCCGUCGAGUCAUGACGCAUGGUUUCGAGUCUCUUUCUCGGUUGCUUCUUUGCAGUGUCUUUAGAUAUAGGACACAGCUUUUUCGUAUUAUUCUUUUGUUCGGGUGCAACGAACAAUGUAAAUUUGUAGGGAAAAAGUGCUGGUGUGUGUACACUGUAAAGGAGAUGUGCUGUACAGGCAAAAGGUUCUUUCUUUCUUUAUGGAUUAUGGAAGGAGUUUCAGCUUA
Molecule: messenger RNA, 710 nt
Organism: Brachypodium distachyon (stiff brome)
Lineage: Eukaryota; Viridiplantae; Streptophyta; Magnoliopsida; Poales; Poaceae
Exons: 1
Coding region: 155-499 (114 amino acids)
Source: RefSeq, a predicted model, not a curated record